UCAAAGUCUUUUGUCCCUAGGCGGACACCGUUUGACUGCUAAGAUUUGUCUGAGCUCUCGCUGACUUCGUAGAGUGCGUAAUUCUACCUUUUUUUCCGCGCUUGCCAUGGUGAGCCGAGGGGCUCGGCAGCGACUGAAGGGCGGCGGCGGCAGUAGCAGCGGGGACACGGCCUCGGCCGCGGACAAGCUGCGGGAGCUGCUGGGCACCCGAGAGGCCGGCGGCGUGGAGCACCGACCCGAAUUAUCUGGAAACAAAGCAGGUCAAGUCUGGGCACCUGAAGGAUCUACUGCUUUCAAGUGUUUGCUCUCAGCAAGGUUGUGUGCUGCUCUUCUGAGCAACAUCUCUGACUGUGAUGAAACGUUCAACUACUGGGAACCAACACACUACCUCAUCUAUGGGAAAGGGUUUCAGACUUGGGAAUAUUCCCCGGUGUAUGCCAUUCGUUCUUAUGCUUAUCUGUUGCUUCAUGCCUGGCCUGCUGCAUUUCAUGCAAGAAUUCUACAAACUAAUAAGAUUCUUGUCUUUUAUUUUUUGCGAUGUCUUCUGGCAUUUGUGAGCUGUAUUUGUGAACUUUACUUUUACAAGGCUGUGUGUAAGAAGUUUGGGCUGCAUGUGAGUCGAAUGAUGCUAGCCUUCUUGGUGCUCAGCACUGGCAUGUUUUGUUCAUCAUCUGCUUUCCUUCCUAGUAGCUUUUGUAUGUAUACUACGUUGAUAGCCAUGACUGGCUGGUAUAUGGACAAGACUCCCAUUGCUGUGCUGGGCGUAGCAGCUGGGGCUAUCUUAGGCUGGCCAUUCAGUGCAGCUCUUGGCUUACCCAUUGCCUUUGAUUUGCUGGUCAUGAAACAUAGGUGGAAGAGUUUCUUUCAUUGGUCACUGGGGGCUCUAAUUCUCUUUCUGGUGCCUGUAGUGGUCAUUGACAGCUACUAUUAUGGGAAGUUGGUAAUUGCACCACUCAACAUUCUAUUAUAUAAUGUCUUCACUUCUCAUGGACCUGAUCUUUAUGGUACAGAACCGUGGUAUUUCUAUUUAAUUAAUGGAUUUCUGAAUUUCAAUGUUGCCUUUGCUUUGGCUCUUCUGGUCUUGCCACUGACUUCUCUUAUGGAGUACCUGCUGCAGAGAUUUCAUGUUCAGAAUUUAGGCCACCCAUAUUGGCUUACCUUGGCUCCAAUGUAUGUUUGGUUUAUAAUUUUCUUCAUCCAGCCUCACAAAGAAGAGAGAUUUCUUUUCCCUGUAUAUCCACUUAUAUGUCUCUGUGGCGCUGUGGCUCUUUCUGCACUUCAGAAAUGCUACCACUUUGUGUUUCAACGAUACCGCUUGGAGCACUAUACUGUGACAUCCAAUUGGCUGGCAUUAGGAAUAGUCUUCCUGUUUGGGCUCUUAUCAUUUUCUCGCUCUGUGGCACUGUUCAGAGGAUAUCAUGGACCCCUUGACUUGUAUCCAGAAUUUUACCGAAUUGCUACAGAUCCAACUAUCCACACUGUCCCAGAAGGCAGACCUGUGAAUGUCUGUGUGGGAAAAGAGUGGUAUCGAUUUCCCAGCAGCUUCCUGCUGCCUGAUAAUUGGCAGCUUCAGUUCAUUCCAUCAGAGUUCAGAGGUCAGCUACCAAAACCUUUUGCAGCGGGACCACUGGCCACCCGGAUUGUUCCUACUGACAUGAAUGACCAGAACCUAGAAGAGCCAUCCAGAUAUAUAGACAUCAGUAAAUGUCACUAUUUAGUAGAUUUGGACACCAUGAGAGAAAGACCCCGGGAGCCAAGAUAUUCAUCCAAUCGAGAAGAAUGGAUCAGCUUGGUCCACAGACCAUUUCUUGAUACCUCUAGAUACUUUCCUCAGACCUUCAUCUGGCAGAGCUAUCCCAGGACAGACUUGGCUUUAAGACACAUUGAUCUUCAAAGCUACUUCGGGCAUUUUAUGUCCCCUUCUUGUCUGAUCAGUAUACAGUGUAUGCAAACUACACCAUCUUCAAAUCCCGGAAAGCAAAGCAACUCAGGAAGAAAAGUGGAGUGAGAGCACAAUAAAUUGGAAAAUACUGUGCCAAGUGCUCCAGGUCAUUUUUUUCCUCGUUUGAUGUUCUGGGAAUGAAGUUUGAUGCCAUGCGUGGUGGUGCAUGCCUGUAAUCCCAGCACUCAGGAGGCUGAAGCCAUGAGUUUGAGGCCAACCUGAACUACAUAGCAAGACCAUGUCUCAAAAAAAGAAGAAAAAAAAAGUUUGAAAACCCCAUGUGAUGCUGCAGCAUGAGAUACAAGCUGACCAUUUCACCAAUGGCAGUCCUUUAUUGUGUUUCACAUUUCCUGGGAUUUAUUGAAAUAAUUCACUGUGAUUAUACACUCAUCUGGCCAGUACCAGGCAGCUCUGUUUUUAAUUUGGUUAAUUUUAUUUUCUCUAGAGAGGGAGAAGAGACAAAUUAAAUCUUUGCCUUCACAGACAUAGUAAAGCUCAUGUGUUAAUUUAUUCUUAUGCUCCUACAUUAAAUGCCUUGGCUAAGUGGAUAAAUGGACAUCUGCUCAGCUUUAAUGUUUUUUUUUUUUUUUUUGGCAACAGAAAGAUCACACUUCUGUUUGGCACUGUUGGGAGUUUAGAGGCUCUCUGGUAUAUCCUUAAAGGUGAAUGUUGCCUUUAAUUUUUCCAAUUUAUGUAACCAUAUGAUUUAUGCUGCAAAUGAAAUCAGGAAGCAGUACAAUAUUAAAGCAAGAAUAUUAUCCAGUUCAUUUGUCUUUCAGAUUCUUGUACUUUAUUUCAUGUAUCAGUGUUUACAUUACAUACAUAUUGUGUUUUCUGUGAAAGUUAAGUCUUGACAGUUUGAUUUUCCUUUUGUUUUCAGCUUUUAAAUCUUUGUUGGAAAUUGGAAAAUGACAGAGCUAAACUCCUGUUUCCCCUAUUCUCACCUUUCGGUGCAUAGACUUGCCUUCUAGAGGCCAAGUAGCCCAGCAUGUUUUAUUCUAAAAAUUUUAGGAAGAAGCCUUUGGAAAACCCAGUGAGGAUUAGUUUUAUUUUACCUAAUGGAAAAACGAAGCAGAAGUAGGAAUUAUUUAGUAUUUGUAUAUAAUGCUGAAAAGAGAUGAAGUUCCUAGAUAUAUCUUAAGUGGACUUAGAAUCUCUGGACUGUGAAAGUAUAAUUUCAUAGAAAUUCUGAUCCAGUUAUAGCUGAUGUUUGGGUAAUUUCUCCCUUUGUUGAGAGUUGUCAGGAGGAAUAAAACUUUUUUAUAAAUGAGUUUCUAGAAUCAUUCCUGUACUUUCCACCUUAUAUCCAAUAACCUCUAGUAGCCAUCUGAUUUUAUACCAUUAGUUAUCACUUUCUUUCCCCUAGGACCCAAAAUCCCUUGAUUCUUAUUUUUAUUCAUUUCUCUCAUGUUAUUUUAGAGAAGGAUGCCUUUAGUUCAAGGAGGGAGAAGCUCAUAGCCUUAAUUUCUUUUUCCUUUCUACAGUGACAAUCUUUUGCUCUGUUUAUCUGUUACUUUGCUUUUAGGGCUGAAUCUCUUAAGAAGCCUUUCUAGAUUUCAACCCCUAUUAUUACUUCCUUUCCUGAAUUCUUUUGGAGUGUAUAGUGCCUUUUUGGAGAGCAUAGAACCUUAAUACUUAACCUUUUACACUUGUCUACCCCAAACAUUUUUAGCAUGUCUGGGCAAUGCCACACUUCUCUAUUUCCAAUGCUCCCCACAGAUUCCUGAACAUUUUGGUAAUGUACGUGUUUAUUGACAAUGAAUUUUAAAGAAAUAAAAAGACACCUCGAACUAAUA
This is a messenger RNA of Heterocephalus glaber (naked mole-rat), 3738 nucleotides long. It is a transcript of the gene Alg9, whose product is annotated as ALG9 alpha-1,2-mannosyltransferase. Gene Ontology annotation, biological process: protein N-linked glycosylation. Gene Ontology annotation, cellular component: endoplasmic reticulum membrane. The record is from RefSeq and is a predicted model, not a curated record. NCBI's taxonomy places the organism in Eukaryota, Metazoa, Chordata, Mammalia, Rodentia, Bathyergidae. Gene Ontology annotation, molecular function: alpha-1,2-mannosyltransferase activity.